CUCGUGGUGUCUGUGUGUCGUACCCUUUGAAUUUGGGAGCCAUCACUGUUUUCUUUAAAAAUUAAGACUAAAAUCGUUCUUCAAAAUGCCAUCAAUUGACGAAACUGCUGACAGUGAGACGGAAGAUAUGGAUCACGAGCAGUCAACACCCGACAGUGAAAAAACAAGUGACGACACUGACAGCAGCUCUGCCGUAUCGGACGAAGAUGAGGAAGACAGUUCUGAUAUGGAUGAGGAGGACUGCGACAGAAGACGAACUGAAUGCCUCGAUGAUAUGACUGAUUUAGAAAGACAGUUCACAGAUCUUAAAGAACAGUUAUGCCAUGAAAGAGUAUGCCAACUGGAUGCCAAACUUGUUGAAGUGAAGCUUGGUCAUGCAGAGGAAUACCUCAGUCCUUUAGAGCAGUUACAACAGAAUGCACAGAUUCGCACCCAAGUAGCAGGUGUACUACGCCAGUUAAAACAAACGAAUAUUAGAAAUAAAUACGAGUGCGAAGAAAAAGCUGCAAAAGAAAAUUAUGAUAGUGAUAAAGUAAUAUUAUUUGACCAGAUGAGAAGUGAAAUUGAAGAAAAAAUUCGCAGACUAGAGGAAGACAGGCAUAAUUUAGAUUUAACAUCAGACUUCUGGAAUGAUACGCAAGUAGUAAAGAAGAGUAGAAGAAAAUCUGAUACUAUGAUGGGAGAGAAAAAAAAGAAACCAGUUUCAGUCUCAGGUCCAUAUAUUGUAUACUUGCUGAGAGAUAUAGAUAUUUUAGAAGACUGGACAGCAAUUAGAAAGGCAAGGGGAGUAGCUGCCAGGCGGAAAACUGAACAUGUGUACAGAACUGAGAAGAAUCCUUACAAUGCACGGUAUGAAGACGGAAAAUUAUUUUAUGAAGGAGAUUGGUAUCAAAAAGGAAGUAAAAUAGUCAUAGAAAACAAAGACGAUUCGCCACUUUUUGCUGCAGUUACAGCCAUCAAUACUGGGGAAGUCUGGGUAAAACGCAACGAUGGAAGCAAAUCAAAAUUAUAUAUAGCACAGUUACAGAAAGGCAAAUACACUAUCCGACCCACAUAGUUUUACUGAAACCCUAUAAAAGAUUUAUUUAAAAUGUUGCAAAAGAGGCAUCUAUUCGUACACUAAUCUAAAGAGGAUUAUUUAUUUGAAAAAAAAUGAUUAAUUACCGGUAGUCAUUUCUGUCAAACGUAAAAGUAAGCAGGUGCGUGUAUUGAAAUUCACUCAAGUACGUUUUGUCCCUCUGACCUUUGUCUUAUUAUUUGGAGAUAUUUUCAUGAAAAAUAAAAAAUUUUACAAUUAUAUGCAAUGUUUUCAUAAUGAAAAUGAUGAUAAAAUGAAUGGCCAAAGUAAAUUAUCUUUUUUAGUUUUGACCUUUGUUGAAUAGGAAUGUGAACUUCUCCCAAAUUAAUUAAUUAAUUGCUUUAAUUAUCAGGUUAUCUUGGGAUUCCUUUGAGCACAUUGCUUAGCUAUGAAUACUUCAGUUUUAGAGGUAUAGCUUUACUUUAUCUUUCAAAGACUUUGCAAACAACUAGCAGUGUUGUUUGUUUGCCUCACUGCCAUAUCGUGUCGCAGUCUGUACGAGUCUGCUGCCAUAUCGUGUCGCAGUCUGUACGAGUCUGCUGCCAUAUCGUGUCGCAGUCUGUACGAGUCUGCUGCCAUAUCGUGUCGCAGUCUGUACGAGUCUGCUGCCAUAUUUCAUAUUUACAAGUACAGCUAGUACCUACAUUGUUUUGUACUCAUAGCAUGCAAUCCCGAGUGAUGUGAUUUGUAGCACAUACUUGCCGUGGUUAGAAAUGGUUGUUGAUUUAUUAUGAUUUUAAUAAUCUUUGUGUGACCAAUGUUUUUCCAGCGAUCAUGUAAUAAUACCGAUAAAUGAAAUAAUUAAUGAGAAACCCCAAAAUAAGACAAGUUAAAUAAUUUUAAUCCUUCCAUGUUAACAGCAGUGUUGCAAAUCCUGCAUUUACGUUAGGGUGAUGACAUGUUACCUCUUAAUCAUUUGCUUUUGGUAGUGAGGGCGGUAAGGCUGUCCUGGCCUUUGUGUUGGAGGUAUUCCAUUGUGAGCAGUUUACUUUGUUGAAACCUGCCUCUGAUUAUUCAGAUAGUGCUUUACAUUCAUUGCUUAGUAUUGGAUUGGUUGACAUUGUCUCUCAGGAAAUAUGUUUGGUAUAUAGUUCAUGUAUGAAUAGUUGUGAGCCCAAAGUCAGUGCAUUAAAAACCAUAGAUUAGAGGAUUAUUGUGAGGAUGCACAAACUAUCAUGGGCACUAAUUAUGCAACACAAGGAAAUUGAAUGAAAAUAUUGGUGAAUCAUUUUUUUCCAUAUGAAUCUGUACAUUUAAAAUGGACACUGUUUUUCUAAUUACUUUUUGUCAGAGCUGCUGAAAAUUAUCUUUAUCAAACUCAGUCUGCUUCUGCUAUGGACUGUCUGUAUCAACAAAGUGACUUUGAGUAAUUUAUGUCAAUGUGUAAAUUUACAUAUUGCCCUUCUGUAUCCUCUCCCAAAUGACUUUUUGUAAUAAAAUCACAAAACAUGUAUAUUAUA
Saccoglossus kowalevskii is the source of this 2538-nucleotide messenger RNA. Its product is annotated as breast cancer metastasis-suppressor 1-like protein-A. The record is from RefSeq and is a predicted model, not a curated record. Lineage: Eukaryota; Metazoa; Hemichordata; Enteropneusta; Harrimaniidae.